CCUGACUCUGGGCAGCCUCGGCCAGGAUGGCGCGGUCGGAGCCCCGGGUAGAGGCGAGAGCAGCGGCCGCCCACGGCGCUUGCCUGGAUCCGCCACCCCGCCCCGGCUCGUCCGGCCGACCCCGCUUGUUGCUGCUGCUGCUGCUGCUGCUGCUGCUACUCUGGCCAGCCUUCCUCCGCUCCGCCGCCGCCGCCGCCGCCGCCCGGGCUCCGGAGCCGGACCAGCCCUUCCGGGUCCCCGCCGGCUGGAGGUCUCUGGGCCGCGUGGCCCCCGCCGAGCAGCUGAGCCUGACCUUUGCGCUUCGGCAGCGGAACGUGGAGCGGCUGAGCGAGCUGGUGCGCCGCGUCUCCUCGCCCGACUCGCCCGACUACGGGCACUUCCUCUCCCUGGCAGAAGUGAGUUCCUUCGUCUCCCCCUCCCCCCUGACGCUGGGCAGCGUGGAGAAGUGGCUGGCGGCUCAUGGGGUCUGGGACUGCCAGAAGGUCAGCACCCUGGACUUCCUGCAGUGCUCGGUGCCAGCCAGCACUGCUGAGCAGCUCCUCCCGGGGGCCCAGUUCCACCGUUACGAGAAGGACGCUCGCAGGGUGAUAAGGUCCCCUCUGCCUUACCUGCUUGAUCCGGAGCUAGUGGACCACGUGGAUUUCGUGGGGGGGCUGCACCGUUUCCCAGCCGAACGGAAGGUGGUGAGCCGGGCCUGGGCUGCAGAAAAGUCGCCAUCAGGAGGGGACGGGCGGUCCAGCUUCCAUUUGGGCGUGACACCGGCUGUGCUCCGCCAGCGAUACAACCUGACCCACGUGGAUGCAGGCAACUUCUCGCGCAACAGCCAGGCCUGCGCCCAGUUCCUGGAGCAAUACUUCCACCCAGCCGACCUGGCUGAGUUCAUGCAGCUCUUCGGCAGCAAGUUCCCCCACCGCUCCCAGGUUGACCAAGUCGUUGGGCCCAAGGGCUCUGGCUCAGCUGGCAUAGAGGCCAGCCUGGACGUGGAGUACCUCAUGAGCACAGGGGCCAACAUUUCCACCUGGGUCUUCAGCAAUGCAG
This is a messenger RNA of Thamnophis sirtalis, 1038 nucleotides long. The record is from RefSeq and is a predicted model, not a curated record. Lineage: Eukaryota; Metazoa; Chordata; Lepidosauria; Squamata; Natricidae.